Messenger RNA from Anastrepha obliqua, 1092 nucleotides. RefSeq names its product protein late bloomer. The record is from RefSeq and is a predicted model, not a curated record. Lineage: Eukaryota; Metazoa; Arthropoda; Insecta; Diptera; Tephritidae. Bases 149 to 811 code for a protein of 220 amino acids. Gene Ontology annotation, cellular component: membrane. The transcript has 6 exons.
CGUAAAAGUAGACGGUGGCCUUAAAUUAGACGGUGUAAAGAAAAAGUUAUUUUUUGUGCAUAUUUGUACCUGAAACGAAUACGACAAAAAGCAAGGAAAAAAAAACAAAAAGUAAUUGAAAAAUUAAUAUAAAAAAGCAACCAUAAAAAUGACAUCGACGUCGACAAUCAAAAAAUUCACAUUCGUAUUUGAUGUGAUAUGUGCGCUGCUCGCCUUGGUACUCAUAGCAUUCGGAAUUUAUCUGCUAAGUUCCUAUGAUGUGAAUGAAAUUGGUGCUAUGGCCGCCUAUGCUUACAUAGGACUAGGCGUAGCCACGGUGGUUAUAUUCCUAUUGGGACUUUUGGGCGCAAUACGCGAAAGCGUUUGCUGUACAGUAACGUUCAUCACAUUGCUUUGGAUCGUGAUUAUAGCACAAAUUGCAGUCGCUUUUCUUUUGCUGAAAGGUGAAGGUACAGUUGCUUCACACCUGUCAAAUACCGUUGAUAAAGCUUGGGAUGAAGAGCUUACAAGUCCUGGCGCAAUGUCUUUGUACGAGACCUGGUUUGAUUGCUGUGGACGUGCCAGCCCACACGAUUACAUCGUCAAUGACCGUUUACCGCCUGCAACCUGUUUCAGAAAUAACGAUACUACGAAAAGCGAGAAUCUAAUUGCCAACGGCUGUCGUAUAGAGUUUGAGAACUACUGGCUAAAUUUAUUGCGCAUCUUCAAUAUAAUUGCCUGUGUGAUGAUUGGCUUAGAGCUAAUUGGCAGCGUGGUUUCUUGCUGUCUCUGCAAUAGCAUACGUAACGAUCACAGGCGAUCCCUUUACUGAAUGAAUUUGCGUAUAAUGAAGUUGCUCAUGAGAAAACAAAAGGACAUUCUAAUUUUUCUUUUUUGAUCAAAAGAGAAAACAAAACAACAAUAAUGAUAAGAAUACGAGGGCUGCUAUUUAUACUUCUGAUCUGGGGCACUUCUAGUGUUGCCAGGUGCCAUCUGACGUUUCCAAUGAAAAAUUUGACAUUUAUCAUUUUAUCAUUAGUGCGCCCAGACUUUUUUGAUGUGCGAGCCAUAUUAGUGUUAUUUACAGUGGCUUUAUGAAUUCCGAAAAUUUUG